ACCUGUGAAUGAUGUGGAGACUGUUUAUUAAUUUAAAAAGGGCCGUUUAAACGUUAAUGUCGGAGUUAACGGUUAGUCGGUACUUAGCUAAAAUGGCGGGUACUUGUUCGGCGGUCUUUGUUUAACUAGCUUCGCGUUAAAAAUGCUAAUUUAGCGACAAGAAGACGAUGGAGGCUCAAGCAGCAGCUGGGACGUUAUUACUCCGGAUCCAGGACGUCUGAAGGAGUCCCCGCUUCGCCUCUUCGGACUCAAACUGGGAUUUUAGAACCUUAGUGCUCUGGUCCGGGACUGGGCUGCAGUUUCAGACGGGACAGAGGAGCUGUGAGGAUGGGACUGACUGUUCCGGGGGUAUUUAUAGCGCUGUGAUUUAUCCUGACAGAGGUGUAAAGUGUGGCUCUUUCACGGUCUGCAGGGAUGUUUCCACGUCAGCAGCGCCGAACAUAACGGCUGCUUUCUCCCAGUUACAGCCGAGCAGAGGAGGCUGGGGACGGUUAGAGCACUUUUUAUACUCCCUACACUUCCUCAGAGACGGUUUGGACAAGACAACCCCAGUUUAGAUGACAUAAAACUCACAUCUGUCUGCAGAAAACCCCAUACCAUGAUGACAUGGUGCUGAAUAACAUGCCAAUAAUCACAUUUAUUCAGAUAGAAGAGGGGAUUUUAGCCUGGGGAUAGCUUAAAUGUGUUAAAAUACCAAACUUCACUGAUUUAGGGAUGCACGAUAUUCGAUGUACCGAUAUGCCGAUAUUUCUAAACUGAUUUAGCUGAUACAGCUGCCAAUAUAUGCACUUUUUAGCAAUUGUGAAGAAAACCAAGUCCCUCCCUUGCCAAUGUUCACGUUUAAAUUUUAGACAUAAAAUAAGACAAAAGCAAUGAAAAAGUAAAAGUCAUAUCUUUAAAUUAUUCCUACAUUUAAUGUAUGUUUUCAGUCAUAAACUGCAGCUUCCUGUGCCUUUUAUCAAAGAUACAAACAGCCCUGGAACAACAGGGAGUGAUGUAGAAAGUUAAAUUAAGAAUGUGAACAUUUUUAUAAGGCUUAUACUUUAUAAUUCAAUUAAUUUUCCUAUUCAAACAGCAGGUUUACUAGCUGGUUUACUGAGACAAUCUUGAUAAAGUGCUGGAAAUAACAGAAAAAUCACAUUCUUUUAAAGUGCCAAAUUAAGGUUGCUGCAUUUACUCUGCUGAUAAACUGUCACAUCUGCUGAUACUGGAAUUAUAUUAGUAUUGUUGUGCAUCUCCACAUAACUUAAAAUCUUUUCUAUGCUGUUUAUUUGCCACGUAUAAUCAGAUAACUUUGAAAGUUGUGUUGUUUACAUGUUGUAGCACUCAGUUGUAUUAUAAUUUAGUCGUGUUUAAGUCCUAGGGCUGGGCAAUACAGACCAAACAUCAUAUAUUGCUAUUUCCAGUCAGGUGCAUGAUUUUUUUUUUCCUGCAAAGAAAUAUUUAUAAAAGUCCUCUCUUAGUCAAAUUCCCUCCAGCCAAACGCCACAAAAACACUUUUAUUAACAACCAGCGGCAGAAUGUGAACAUGUGCAUGAAAAAUUGCACAAAAAUAAACAACACCUGUAAAAAAUUCCUGUAUUCAUUAGAAAUACUCCUUAAAUUGAAUAAGACCAAUAUAAUAUCAAUUCCAGAUUUAUGCCAAAUGUUUAAAAGACAUGUUACUGGUAGUGGAUCUUAAAUCAACAUAAGCUGUUCUGACAUAAAUCUAAUUUGAAAAUAUAUUGAUGUACCUUAAAAACUCAAUAUUUUUCCCAACCCUAUCUAGAUGCAUAUACAAAAGCCUCCAGUUUGAUUGAUAGACUUUUUUUUAUUUAAUAAAAAAACGUCAUCCUAUCCACCCUGAUAGAACUUCAUAUUCUGGUCAGAAAUGCUGUUCAGUAUUUUUCUUGGUUGUCCAAAUAACGUAGGUUUAAUUUAUGAAUUUCUUUAAAACAUAGCUGAGAACAGUUUACAAAAAUCCACGCCUUUUAAUAUUUGUCACAACUCCAAAAUAUUUUUGAAUUAGCAGAUUUUAUGUAUGUUCUUCUGUUGUGAGCAGACGGCGUAACUGAGCAUGUGCAGUAUCAGUGCCAUGUCCCUGGCAUGUCUCUGAUUGGUGGAAAAAGACUCGUUCAAACCGUCCCCAGUCUCCCGUACUGUAAACAGCGAUGGCUCUGAGGUCAAGGAGAUCGUGGACGACCGUGAUCUUCGGCGUCUUCCUGGGCUUCACGGCCUCCUCCUGGCUCAUCGUCCCUCAGGUUCUGGAGAAUAAACGUAAAAAGUCUCCUGAAUGUUUGUACUUCAGCGACUCCUCGGCAGGUAAAGGUGCUGAUCCGGCUGUCAGAGACCGGGACGGUCCGCUGGUCGGUCCAGAGGAGGUGAAGGGAUUCAGCCUGGGGGGGAACAGCAGCGGAGACCCCAGGAGACCAGUCAACAGACCGACUCGCUUCCUCUAUGUCGGCGUGAUGACAGCAAAGAAAUACUUGCGGUCCCGGGCCGUGGCUGCGUACAACACCUGGGCCAGCUCCAUACCUGGGAGGGUGGAGUUCUUCUCCAGCGAGGGGUCUGGCACGGUCCAUGCUCCCGGCCCCCUCCCUGUGGUUUCCCUGGCAGGUGUGGACGACUCGUAUCCACCACAGAAGAAGUCAUUCAUGAUGCUGAAGUACAUCCAUGACCACUACCUGGAUAAAUACGAGUGGUUCAUGAGGGCGGACGAUGAUGUUUACAUAAGAGGUGAGAAGCUGGAGCUGUUCCUGCGCUCUCUGAACAGCAGUAAGCCUCUCUACAUCGGUCAGACCGGCCUGGGCAUGGCCGAGGAGCUGGGCAGACUGGCUCUGGAGCCCGGAGAGAACUUCUGCAUGGGGGGCCCCGGGAUGAUCUUCAGCAGGGAGGUUCUCCGCAGGAUGGUCCCUCAUAUCGGCACCUGUCUGAGGGAGAUGUACACCACGCAUGAAGACGUGGAGGUGGGACGCUGCGUGAGACGCUUCGGAGGGACGCAGUGUGUCUGGUCUUAUGAGAUGCAGCAGCUCUUCUACGAGAACUACGAACGGAACAAGAAAGGUUUCAUUGAGGAUCUCCACAGCAGCAAGAUCCACAACGCCAUCACACUCCACCCCAACAAAAACCCCGCCUACCAGUACCGCCUCCACAACUUUAUGCUGAGCAGAGAGAUCUCCAGGCUGCGGUACCGCACCAUCCUGCUGCACCGUGAAGGCCUGAUCAUGAGUCACCUCAGCGAUACCGAAGUCCUGUGGGAGGACCAGCAGCUUGGAUCCCCGCCGUCCUACAUGCUCUAUCGACCCAACGAGAGAAAUGACGUCAUCGAGUGGGACUUCCUAACCGGGCGCCAUAUUUAUUCAGCUGUUGAGAACAAAAUGGCUCGACACAACCUUGGGAACGUGUUUCGGACGGCUCUAGAAGACAUCAUCCUGCAGGUUAUGGAAAUGAUUAAUGAGAACUCAAAGACUCGUGGUCGUGUCAUCGACUUUAAAGAGAUCCAGUACGGCUACUACCGAGUGGAUCCGAUGCACGGGGCAGAAUAUAUCCUAGACUUACUGCUGCUGUACAAGAAACAUAAAGGACGGAAGAUCACUGUCCCUGUGAGGAGGCACGCUUACCUCCAGCAGUCCUUCAGCCGGCCCUUCUUCACUGAAACCGAAGAGCUGGACGUAGCUGAACUCGUGGCUGCCAUCAACUCCGAAUCCCAGUCACUCUCUUUCCUGUCCAACUCUCUGAAGUUCCUGUCUCCUUUCCAGGUCUACGAAUCGACCGUGGAGAUGUGGGAGCAGAGUCAGAGGAAGGUCAACAUCCUCGUCCCGCUGUCCGGUCGCUACGACACCUUCGUCCGCUUCAUGGAGAACUUUGAGAAAGUUUGUCUGAUACCCAAACAGAACGUGAAGCUGUCGAUCAUUCUGGUGGACGGUGAGAUCAGUCAGAGCGGAGGACGACACGUUCAGCUAAUCAAAGACUACCACAGGAAGUACCCCAAAGCUGACCUCGCUGUUAUCCCCAUGACGGGGAACUUCUCUCGAGGACUAGCCCUGGAGCUGGGCUCUGCUCAGCUCGAUAACAACACCCUGCUCUUCUUCUGCGAUGUUGAUCUUAUUUUUAACGGUGAGGCUUUGCAGCGCUGCAGAGACAACACGAUCCAAGGCAAACAGGUUUACUUCCCUGUCGUCUUCAGCCAGUACAAUCCAAAAAUAGUCUAUCCUGAGAAAACCCCACGAGAGAGCAAGUUUGUGCUCACUAAGAAGAGUGGUUUCUGGCGGGAUUAUGGCUUUGGGAUCACUUGUGUUUUUAAGAGCGACUUGCUGAAAGCUGGAGGUUUUGACACGUCGAUCCUCGGCUGGGGGCUGGAAGAUGUGGACCUGUUCACCAAAGUGAUAAACUCUGGUUUAAAAGUGCUCCGCAGUCAGGAACCAGGCAUCGUCCACGUCUAUCACCCCGUCCACUGUAACUCCAGUCUGGAGCAGAAGCAGUUCAAGAUGUGCAUCGGGUCCAAAGCCAGUACGUUUGCAUCAACGAUGCAGUUAGCCGAGCUGUGGCUGGAGAAGCACAUAGAGGUGGGGUACAACAGAACUUCAUCUUGACACUCCACCCCUCCUGGACUAUUAACGCUUACCUCAAAUCUGCUGAUGCAUAAAGCAGAAACGCAACGAACAGAAAAGAUGCAAGACUUUACAAUCCAAACUAGAGAUGGACCAAACUACUAAAACCAAACUAACCUAGCAGCAAAAGACUCAGUCUCACAGGGAUCUGGACUAAAUAUCCCCAAACCAGAACAGAACUGAGUGAAGAAUGACCUGCAUAGAACAAUAAAGUCAACUACCUUAUCUGUUUCCACACCAGCUGAGGAACCGCUGACUCAAUACACAGCGGUGGUACUUUGAACAUUGUUCUGUUCUUUUCUGCUUUACAGGUUCAUUCAUGUCAUGUUCACUUUGCCAGUGAUGCAAAUACAGAGUCUUCGUUCAAUUCCUUAGGAUUUGGUUUGACUUUGAGUUUUUACCAGUGUCUUAUUUUAUAAAUAUGCUAAGAACUAUUCUGAGUUAGGUUGUCCAAAGUUAGGGAAUCUUUAAAAAAAUGUCUCACAGAGACAUCAGCGUAAAUCCAGAAUAUAAGUCGCACCUUAAUCUGUUUUAGGGAUCUCCCAGGGGAACAAGGGUAUGGACCUGUGUGAUGAUUUCCAUCGUGUUCUGUUUAUGUACAGCCAUGCAUGUCUGUCACACAGCACAUUAACACGGCAUUCAAGUGGUAAUCCAGGAUGCUUCCUCCCAAUUAGCUCACAUGAUCUACUAGUAAUCAGACAUGGCUUCAUGGGGAGCUUUGUCUCUUCUUAGUAAACUAGAUUAUUUUCCAGUAAUAAGAGCCGAUCUGUCAGUGCCCAAACUGCUCUUUCAUUUGGUGUCUUUCUAUCUAAAACAAUGACAGAAAAGAAUCAUAGGGAACGUUCCCUCAAAGAGGAGCUGCUGUAAUGUUGAUAGUUGUGAAAUACAGACCCACAGCUCACAAGUAGCCCCGCCCACCUCCUCUGGUCACUGUCAGCUUUAGGUGAGGAGUCUUUUAGUCAAACCAGCUCUCUACAAGCUUUAUUUACUCAGCAGUGUACCACCUUUUUAUAGAAAUGCAGGAUUAUGACCUAACGAUGGAGAAAAGGUGGUUAAAAGUGGCACCAUCAGCCUCGUCUGUAUUGUUAUGUAGCAGUAACAGUGAAGCCGCCACUGGCAUAUGGACUAAAGCAUGUGUAGCCCUUUUAAGUCAUCUGUCUGCUCACAGUGCUGCAGGCCAGACCUGCCCUUUCAGGCCCUUUCAGACCCUUUCAGACCCUUUCAGACCCUUUCAGGCCCUAUCAGACCCUUUUAGACUUUUUCAGACCCUUUUUGACCCUAUCAGACCCUUUCAGACCCUUUUGGACCCUGUCAGACCCUUUUGGACCCUGUCAGACCCUUUUGGACCCUGUCAGACCCUUUUGGACCCUUUCAGAUACUGAUGGCGAGGGCUGCCAUGUCCAUCAGUAUUUACUAAUCGUAUUCAUACACAUUCAGACGUCACUGACGCAGCAGUAGGAGUAAUUUAGGGUUUAGUGUGUCCAAGGACACAUUGACAUGUGACUGUAGGAGCUGGGGAUUAAACCCCUGACCUCCAGAUAGAGGGAACAGUGGAUGAUGGUGGCGUCAUUAUACUGGUAUACUGGUCACACCAGUAUGUAGAAGUAACAGCCAGUGUUUUAGUUAAAAAUGGGUUUUAAAAGUGCGUCUUAUACGCUGGAUUUUACGACAUAUUAUCCAGGUUAUGAUGGGUGAUUCAGUCAGUAUAUAAUCCUCUCAGAGAAUAAAAUCAACUCAAAUAUGUGCUGUAGAAUUAAAAACACACUGAGGCUUAGACCCAGCGUGCUGCUUUCAUGUAUUGCUGGUAAACAUCAGAAUCGCAGCUUAAAUAUGAGUGAAGUAAAUAUUUAAACGUAGACGGCUGCUGAGCAGCUUGGUCUCCUGCUGCAGUACUCAGUCUGUAUGUGGUUCAUGUUUGUUGUUCUGUGGGUAUUAGACAGAUCUAAUCUAAUCAAACCUAUUAAUCCCACACUCUGGGUGGAUUUAUAGAGGAUCCUCCUGCAGACACUGAGCUCAGUGGGUACUAUUAUUAUUAUUCAGCCUUUUUUGCUCACCUGUUUCCAGUUUAAAGAGUCUGUCUGACUUUAUUGCAGCAGCUGUUAUUUUUCCACCUUAUUAGUGCCAAAUGAUGGUGAAUCAGCACUUUACAACCAUCCAGAGAGUUCCUGCAUUCAAUCACAGAGCGAAGAAAACAGAAAGUUUACAAGGUGCAUGGUAGUUAUGGCUGUAGUGUUUGUUUCGGUUUGGUGACAUGUGAAGGUACUUUUGUGGAGUUUAAAAAGUGGUAUUACACUGUAAGGUUUUUGUUACUAUGAUCCUUUCUCAGUUCCCUGUGUUUUAAUAGUUUCUAAAGGUACCAAAAAGUGCAUCUAUUUCAUAAAAACCAACACGCAGGAGAGAAAUGAAUCCAUCAAUAUGUGCAGACGAACUCCUGCACAUGUCCAGAUUACAUGAAACAUCAGCAUCCUUUCAGCAGGGAAGCAUUGCCAGUGUUGGUGCAGUUUACAGCAUCAUUAAAGAUUCAACAGUAGAAGUUUGAAGUUGUUGCAUUGUGACAAAGUUGUCAUUGUUAAUGUGUUAAUUUCUCAUCUUACAUUAGUGCUGCUGGCACUGGAGGAAGCUGAAGAGAGGCGAGGCUCAGGAGGGCUCUAAAUGUCGUCUCAUUUGGAUAAUUCUUUUCAAAACUGCCCUCCCUCAUCUUAAAUCAGUGCACUGGCUGUUAAAGGCAACAGAGCAGGAAAAUAUGGUUCUAAUUCUACCUGUUAGAUUCAAUAUGUUCAAAAAUCUGCUAUCAAACCUCAUAAAUGGUACCGUGUAGAUAAAUAAACAUGUCAUUAAGGCCCAUUAGCACCUUUACAGGUUUAAAAAAGGAUGCAAAAGUGUUGGAAAAAUCCUCUGAUGAAGAGGAUGAAGAUUGAAUGUUUGAUUUAAAGCUCACAGUCAGACAAUCUGUUAUAUAACAAAGCCUCAGAGUUCUAUGUUUGUUUCAUUCAUUCAGUUUUUUUAGUUUCCUCUGCAGACGUA
Molecule: messenger RNA, 7613 nt
Organism: Cheilinus undulatus (humphead wrasse)
Lineage: Eukaryota; Metazoa; Chordata; Actinopteri; Labriformes; Labridae
Gene: chsy3
Product: chondroitin sulfate synthase 3
Exons: 3
Coding region: 2151-4571 (806 amino acids)
Cellular component (GO): Golgi cisterna membrane
Molecular function (GO): glucuronosyl-N-acetylgalactosaminyl-proteoglycan 4-beta-N-acetylgalactosaminyltransferase activity
Source: RefSeq, a predicted model, not a curated record